Molecule: messenger RNA, 2115 nt
Organism: Alligator mississippiensis (American alligator)
Lineage: Eukaryota; Metazoa; Chordata; Crocodylia; Alligatoridae
Gene: OLIG1
Product: oligodendrocyte transcription factor 1
Exons: 1
Coding region: 139-747 (202 amino acids)
Molecular function (GO): protein dimerization activity
Source: RefSeq, a predicted model, not a curated record
CCCCUCGCCGGGAGCGGGUGGAGCGCUGCGGAGCCGCCCGGGCCGGGCCCGCGCCCGCGCCUCCCUCCGUCCCGGCCGCGGGAUGCCGCUCUGCAGCCGCGCGUGAAGGCGGCGGGAGGCAGCCCAGCCCAGCCCAGCAUGCUGCGGCCACCGCGCCCGGCCCACGUGCCUCUGGGCGGCUACAGGCAGCCCCCGCCCGCCGCAGCCGCCGCGGGCCCGGGGCUGGCGGAGGAGCCGAGGCGGGAGCAGCAGCAGCUGCGGAAGAAAAUCAACAGCCGCGAGCGCAAGCGGAUGCAGGACCUGAACGUGGCCAUGGACGCGCUGCGCGAGGUGAUCCUGCCCUACUCGGCGGCGCAGUGCCAGGGCGCGCCGGGCCGCAAGCUCUCCAAGAUCGCCACGCUGCUGCUGGCCAGGAACUACAUCCUGCUGCUGGGCAGCGCCCUGCACGAGCUGCGCCGCGCGCUGGGCGACGCGGCCGGGCCCCGCCUGCUGCUGGCCGGCCUGCCGCUGCUGGCCGCGCCCGGCUCCGUGCUGCUGGCGCCCGCCGGCCUGGGCCCCGCCGACGGCCUGCGCCCCGCCGCCGCCGCCAAGUACCUGUCGCUGUCGCUGGACGAGCCGUCCUGCGGCCCCGGGCCCCUGCCGGCCGCCGCCGGGCUCUGCACGUGCGCCGGCUGCAAGUUCCCGCACCUCGUGCCCGCCGGCCUCGGCCUCGGCCUCGCCGCGCUCCAGGCGCCUUUCCCCAAGUGAGCGGGGCCGGGCCGGCGCCUGCGGCCGCGGCCUGGAGGGCGCUGCUGGCCCGCUGCCCGCCGCCUGCGGGAGGGGACGGGGCAGCUAAACCGGGGGGCCCAGAUCCGCUCACACCUCCCCCCUUCCCUGUCCCUGGCGGGGAGGGGAGAAAGUGUGUGUGUCCCUUCCCUGUCCCUCUGGGGAGGGAGAAACUGAGUAUGUGUGUGUGUCCUUUCCCUGUCCCUCUGGGGGAGAGGGGAAAAGUGUGUGUGGGUGUGCGCGUGUGUGUUUGUCUGUCUGUCUGGGUGUGCCUGUGUCCCUUUCCUGCCCCUCUGCAGGGUGGAGAAAGUAUGUGUGUGUGGGUGCGCACACCUUCCCUGUACUUUGUCCCUCUGGGGGGCCAGACAGACAGUGUCUGUGUCUUCCUUGUCUCUCUGAGGCGGGUGGAAGUGUGUGUGUGUACAACAAGCCCUCUUGAGCACAAGUAGGAACAGCUCCAGCUUCCCAAGGAGCAGAUCCAGAUGCAUUCCUGAUCCUGUGGGUGGUUCCUUAUUCCUGCUCCUAAAUAAGGAACCCACUUCAAGCUUGAUGCUAUGCAUUGCCCCAGGCACCGCUUAGGAAAAAGGGAUUCCCACUCACCCUGAGUGAUCUCCAGAUCCACUGCCUCUGCUGUGACAUCCCUGUAGAUUGUUGCACACAGACAACCUGUGCUGGCAUGCAGGCUCUGACAUAAAGGCUGUAGGAUUUUUUUUUUUUAAGCAUUUGUUUUUACAACCUGUGUAUUAAAUAAGACACCCCAGCGAACAGAAAUCCUUGCUGUCUGAAAAGCAACAGAAACACACAUGCCAAACCAGUGUUUAUGUCAGUGGUUGUCAACCUUUCCCCCCCCUCGCCAACUCAAGGCACCCCAUGAUAAACUCAUGGCACCCCUUCCUUAGGCUUGCGGCACCCCUUGAUAGACUUGAGGAAUCCCUGGGAAAAUAUCAUCUCUUAGUUUUUACUCAGUUUUUCACGGCAGAAAGAUAACAGAGCACUUCUUCCCUUGCAAAGAACUCAGCCCACAGCAGGGCAAAACAGUUUUAACCCUGUGGAUUCUUAUUCUGGGUUUAUCUUGUGAAUCAGGUUUGCACACUUAACAGUGCUAAUAUUGUGUCACACUCUUGAAAAGGUCUCAAGGCACCCCAGGGUGUCAUGGCACCAGAGUUGAAAAUCACUGGUUUAUAUAUUUAUGCACUUAUCUCUGGGAAUGUUUUUUCUUGGUUUUUUUCAGUUCUAUGUUGCUUAUUUUUUUUCUGUAGCAAGUUUUUAACUCUGUAGUGUUUUAUAUUUGUGUGACCCUUUUAAAUGGAAUUCUACGGUUACAAUAGAAAAUAAAAUAUCAUAAUAUUC